This is a messenger RNA of Trypanosoma theileri, 687 nucleotides long. RefSeq lists its product as uncharacterized. The transcript has a single exon. Bases 1 to 687 code for a protein of 228 amino acids. The record is from RefSeq and is a predicted model, not a curated record. NCBI's taxonomy places the organism in Eukaryota, Euglenozoa, Kinetoplastea, Trypanosomatida, Trypanosomatidae.
AUGAUAAUGAUGAUGCGCUACGUGCUGUGUGUCCUCGCUCUCCUGCUCUCAUGUGCGUGUGUGCACGUCCUCGCUGAAGAAGUGCCUGCCGCCGAUCUUUCCGACCAAGUCCCUGAUACGGAGAGUGAGACAAAGAUUCUUCUUCAAGGUACUCCUGUCAGUUGCUCUACUGAAGGUACUGGACCUUCUGUUGACGGUGAAUCUUGUGCUGAGGCUGCUGCUGCUGGUGCUGGUGCUCAAGAGCAUAACUCCAACGGUCAGAACAAUCAAUCUGCAAGUGGUCAACAGCAGGGUGCUGGAGGUAGUGGCCUAUCUUCUCAGACGAGUGAACCGGGUCGUGUAGCUGAAGCCACUACUACUCAAAACGAGAGGAGGAAUAAGUUACCAGGUGCAGAGGAUGGUGCAGGAAGGAGUCAAGGAAGUCAACAGCAGCAAGAGAGCAGUCAAGAUUCCAUAGAAAGUAAAGAAGCAACUCCUGGGGUGACAGAGAACUCAAAUCAAGAAGGUUCACCACAGCAACCUCAACAAACUGGUGAUACAUCCAAUGACAGUAGCGCAGUCAACACCAGUGCAGCCAGUGGAGAAGGUACAGCUGCACAAUCAUCUCCUACUUCUGCAUCUUCUCAAACUGAUGGAACUGCGGAUGGUGGUAAUUCUNGCCGCCGAUCUUUCCGACCAAGUCCCUGA